Octopus bimaculoides (California two-spot octopus) is the source of this 2799-nucleotide messenger RNA. Its product is annotated as RING finger and SPRY domain-containing protein 1. The record is from RefSeq and is a predicted model, not a curated record. Lineage: Eukaryota; Metazoa; Mollusca; Cephalopoda; Octopoda; Octopodidae. Gene Ontology annotation, molecular function: ubiquitin-protein transferase activity; protein binding. Gene Ontology annotation, cellular component: cytoplasm.
UAUAAUAGAUAAUGUGACAGAACAAGGGGGGAAGAAAGAGAGAGAUAGUAUGAAAUAAUGAAUACGAGUCGAGAGCGAGAAAUAGAGUGAGACAAAGAGGAGAGAUGACGUGACAGAAAGAGAAAGACUAAGGGAAAUAAUAAGGUGACAGAACGAGAAAGGAUGGAAAAUAUACUGUGAGAGAGGAGAGAGGGAGAGAUAAUAUAAGAAAACAACGAGGGAAGAAAGGGGAAGAGAAAGAGAGAGAUGUCAGCAGGAAAGAGGAGAGAAAAAGAAUAAGAGGGAGAAACAGAGGGAUAGAGGAAGAGGGAAAGUGAGAAAAGUGAAUAGUGAAGCAGAGGGUGGGAAUUGUCAAAAUAGAUAGAGAGAAAGUAAGGAAAGAGGGAGAAAAAGAAAACUAUAAAGAUAGUAGAGAGGGGGAGAAGGUUUGCUGGUAAACUAGUGUUGCAGCUGUUUACCCAUAAUCCACCAUGUAAACAUUAAAUAUGGCAGCUUCCAGGGCUGUUUUAAAGUGCAGCAGUUGUACCGGUCUUUCCAGGAAUACAUCCUUAAUAAUGUGCCAACGUUCUACACCGUAAUUGCAUUGUAGUCAUCUGUUAGAUAUUGUUUUUCACAGUGAGUUCAGUAAAGUGUGCUUUAUAUCCGUGUGAGUCCUAUUAUUUGCCUGUGGAAUGAGCCAGCGAGAGAGAGACACCUCAGUAGCGGUAUGUUGACAUGGACAACAAUAUAAUCCAGUCCCCCGUCUCUUGACUGCCACUAAACGUUAUUAUAUCCAUCGCUUUACACACUCGGAAAUUCACCCUUACCAUUAUCUUUUACUAAUCAUUGGAUGUUACCCUGCUGGUAUCUGUGAUCUACCCGAAAGUAACGAAGAUAAAGCCUUUACCAGAGACAAUCCCCAGUUCUCUCUACAUAUUAUAGUUGGGUUUUCAGCACCAGAGAAUCCCUCAAUGACGCAUCUAGCCAUUACCGCUGCUUCUGCCUUGUUCCAUUCCAAAAUAAAUUCUGCCAGACACGUGUGUCUUCACUGUGGGUUUCAAACUACCCCCAGUUCCAGUUUGCAUCACCAGCAGCAAGAUGGGAACUUGUUUAUGCAAGGAUAGGUCACAACAGCCCAGGCAUUCAACAUCAACAACCACAACUACCACGACGACGACAACGAUAACAACAGCAACACCGGCACUGACAUCUGGAGCUGGAUUUGAAGGUUAUGGACACGGUACAAAUUCUGUUUCUUCGUCACCAGCUUUAGUAACGAAUCGAAAUGAGUUGGCAGCGACUUCGGUGCGGCGUAACUAUGAUGACGUCAGUGAGCUGAUGGUCAGUGAGAUGUUACAUCAUGGAGGACGUUACGUGGAGAAUCAGGGCUUACUCUUGUAUUCUGUUGGAGAUAUUGACUCUUUGGUUUUGGAGGCUCUUACACUACUCAGAACACUCGUAGACAAUGACCAAGAACCUCCUCAGUCAAUGUUAUACAUACCUAAGAUUGCUGAGGGGGAAAAGGGUUGGCUUGUAGUCGUCACUUCUCUCAUACAGUCCAUUCCUCUCGAUGAUCCACUAGGGGCUGCAGUCAUCACAUUAUUACUUGACCAAUGUCCACUGCCUUCAAAAAUUACAACUUUGAAGCUGACCAAACUUUUAAAACUUUCGAAAGAUGGGUGUGAUGAGAAUUUCAGGAGUGCCCAAGCACAACGUAACCUUUGUAUCAUAUUAGGGUGUUUGGCAGAAAAAAUGGCUGGUAAGUGGAAAUUUACGACAUUGAGGGAUGGAUUGCAACACUCCGAUUCCCCCGUUGUCAUACUUCAUUCCAUUAUAGCCAUGGAGAAAUUUGCAGAAACUAGUGAAAACAAAAUCACUAUAAACAAAGUGCUCCAAUCAGAUCCAAAGAACUUAUUGAUUUCUUUAGAGAAAUGGUACCGCUGUCCUCAAGCAGAAAAACGGGAAGUUGGCUUUUGUGCACAGUGGUUAUUAGAUAAUCUUUUCAUUGUAGAGAAUGUGGAUGGAUUAAAUGUAAUGUUAAACAGUAAUGAUGUUAGUGAAUAUUUAAAGAUAUCUGCAGAUGGCCUUGAGGCCAGAUGUGAUGCAUCAUCAUUCGAAAGCGUGCGCUGCACAUUCCAGGUGAACUCAGGUGUGUGGUAUUAUGAGGUAACCAUAGUAACGGCUGGCGUUAUGCAAAUUGGUUGGGCCACAAAGAAUAGCAAGUUUCUAAAUCACGAUGGUUAUGGCAUUGGUGAUGAUGAAUAUUCCAUGGCUUAUGAUGGAUGCCGUCAACUUAUUUGGUAUAAUGCUCACAGUCGACCACAUAAACAUCCCUGUUGGAAGGCUGGAGAUGUCCUUGGUCUUCUGUUAGAGGUUGACAAACAACAGUUAGUGUUUCUAUUAAAUGGUAACAGCCUUCCGCCUAACAAGGAACUCUUCACUCAUGCUAAAUCUGGUUUCUUUGCGGCUGCCAGUUUUAUGUCCUAUCAGCAAUGUGAGUUCAACUUUGGUGCCAAACCAUUCCGAUAUCCGCCCAAGGUAGCAUUCAAAAAGUUUAAUGACUAUGGCAAACUUUCAUCAGAUGAGAAAGUUAUUUUACCAAGAUACAGAAAGAUGGCUCUCUUACAGAAGAAGACUCUGUUGGAGGGAUCUUGCACGCUCUGCUGUGAUAAACAAGCUAGUAUGGUGCUGUUGCCAUGCCAGCACAAAGGAUUCUGCGAUACUUGUGCACUUCAGUUGGAACGAUGUCCGAUGUGUCGAGACCCUAUACAAGAAAGGAAGUUAGAUCCAGAGGAGAACACGAACACAUUGUGUGUAUAA